AAGGACAUAUGAGGACAUCCUUGACUUCAUUCAGGAAGACCUGCAGUGUAGCAGGGGGGCAGAAGGAGAGGGGGGAAUAGAGGGAAAUCCUCCCUCUGAUAGUGAGCAAGACUUUUAUUUUCUUCGCUACUGUUACAAAAUGUUGAAGUUCUUCAGUGCCCGGGACGAUGAGAAUGAAAGCCUCUUGGGUGCAUUGACAGACGAUGAAUUGGAUGCUGCGUCUCUGAUGGAUGCUAAGCACCACUGGCUCCACAGACCCUGUCUGCUGAUGCUCGAAGAUGGGGAUGUCACAAAGCCAGGACAGCUGGGCUGUGGACACAUCGGAUCAGAGUCCCCUGCAAAAUCCAAAAUCCCAGGGGCGACAAAAGAGGGUCCCAUUUCCCAACUAGAGACCCCCGCUCAGAGGCUGAUGAGACAGCUGGAGGAGGGGAACUGCGCUGUGACAACUCUCUCCACAUGGGGAGAGAGGCAUUUCGGGAAGGCCUCCACCCCUUUGAUGCUCAUACCCUCCAAAGUGCCAGAGGUGGAGAUGAAGGAGGAGAAGAAGAGACCUCAGUUGCCCUCCUUCAAGGAGGACUCUGUGGUUGAGGAGAAGGAGCUGGAAGAGAGUGAACGUAAGCUGCACGACUCACCCAGUGGCUCAGAUGGCAUAGGUCCUGACCUGGACGCCACGUCUGAUCGUCCUGUGGAGGAGCUCUAUGAAGGCAGCCAGACCCAGGGGCCCAGACUGGGGCUUCAGAACCAGACCAAAGCCAACGGGUUGACUAAUGAUGAGACUAAUGCCAACAGAGCACAGGUAGACAGUGAAGAGGGAGCUGUGGGGGACUGCACGCCUUCCCCUAUGUCUCCAUCAGUGGAUCCAGACAAUGAGCUACAGGCCGGCCCCAUGGGCAUUCUGUCCAGGGAGCGAGGCACUAUCCUGGGGGAGGUGGCCCCCGUGUGGGUCCCUGACGCCCAUACGCUGGUCUGUAUGAUGUGUGAAGUCAGGUUCACCUUCACAAAGAGAAGGCACCACUGCCGCGCCUGUGGCAAGGUAUUCUGUUCAGUGUGUUCCGGUCUAAAGUUCAGACUAACGCACCUGGAUGGGAAGGAGGGGCGUGUCUGUGUCUCCUGUCACUCAACUCUAGUGAAAGGAACCCCUCCCAGGGGGAGAAGGAGGGUGUUGUUUGCUGAUGAAAUCCUAUCCAAUGAGAAAUCAGACUCUGCUCCUUGUACACCAAUCAGAGGCCCCACCUUCUCACCGCUAUUAUUGAGGAGAAGUAUAGCUGCUACAAUCAGAAGCGCCACUGGCUCACCACAGACCAGCCGGAGGACACCAAUAGCACAGGGGCCGCCCCUGCUCAAUCCUCUGCAGGAGGUGUGUGGGCCCUGUGGCUGGGGUACAGCAACCCUGGUCAGUAGCCACAUCAGUAGCUCUGCCAACCUCAUCCCACUGGAUGGCCUCCCUCCCAUCCUCACCUCUACUGGAGUCAAAGGAGACUACACGGUGGAGGAAAGGCCCUCUGAGAGGGUUCUCAUCCAGGACCUGGAGAGCGGCAGGCCCAACUCCCUGGUCUUUGUCCUCAACGCCAACCUACUGGCCAUGGUCAAGCUGGUAAACUAUGUAAACAGGAAGUGCUGGUGUGUGACGUCGAAGGGCAUGCACGCGGUGGGCCAGGUGGAAGUGGUGGUGCUGCUGCAAUGUCUGCCCGAAGACAAGAGCUUCCCCAAAGACAUCUUCAGCCACUUUAUACAGCUCUACAGGGACGCCCUCACAGGCAAGGUACUGAGCCACCUGGGUCUCUCCCAGUUCUCCAGUAGUUUCCUGGGCUGUGAGGAGCAUGCAGGGUUCCUCUGGGUGCGCUCCACCCUCCAGUCCCUGCAGGGUCUCCCUAUGCCCAACCAGCCCUUUCUCUUUGGCCUGCUGAUCCACCGGGCUGAAGUGCCCUGGGCCAAGGCUUUCCCCCUGCGCCUCAUGCUCAGAUUGGGGGCUGAGUACAGAUUUUACCCCUGUCCUCUGUACAGCGUGCGCUUCAGGAAGGCUCUGUUUGGGGAAACCGGCCACACCAUCAUGAGACUACUAGUAGACUUCAGGAAUUACCGGUACACUCUGCCAGUGGUGCCUGGACUCACUGUAGAUCUGGAAGCUCAGAGGACCUGCAUUAAAAUCCCUACCAACAGCUAUGAUGAGCUGAUGAAGGCUUUGAAUAAGUCCAAUGAGCAUGUGCUGGCCAUGGGGGCAUGCUUCAACGUGGCGGCAGACUCCCACCUCAUCUGUGUUCAGGGGGACGAUGGCGAGUACCAGACCCAGGCCAUCAGCAUCCACAAUCAGCCUCGCAAAGUCACUGGUUCCUGCUUUUUUUUGUUCAGUGGAGCCCUUAAAGCAGCAUCAGGAUAUCUGGCCAAAUCCAGCAUCGUUGAAGAUGGGCUGAUGGUGCAGAUCACUGUGGAGACCAUGGUGGAGCUUCGCCGGUCGCUACGGGAGAUGAAAGACUACAACAUCUCCUGUGGGCGGAUCGACCAAUCAGACAGCCAAGAGCAUGUCCAGGUCCAAUGGCAAGAGAAAGAAUGCACUGUAAACAAGGGGGUUAUUAGCCCCAUUGAUGGCAAGUCCAUGGAGUCCAUCAGCAGUAUCAAGAUGUUCCAGAAGUCUGAGUACAAGGCCAAUGGAAAGGUCAUCCGCUGGACAGAGGUGUUCUCCUUACAGAAGGGGGGUCAUCCUAAGAGCCAGGGUGACCACCAUACAGAACACAGCAGGCUCACAGAGAGACUGGCCCGGGCAUUCUGCCUGGCACUGGGCCCACACCUCAAGUUGCUGAAGGAGGAUGGUAUGGCUAAGCUGGGGCUGCGCGUCACGCUGGACUCCCACCAGGUGGGGUUUGUGGCCGGCAGUAACGGCCUGCCCCUCCCAGCCUCGUACCUCAAAGCCCUGGAAACAGUGCUGAUCCCCAUCAUCCACAGCAGGGGGCGCAAGAGGAGCGAAGAACCCUUAGUCAUGGAGCUCAUUUUCUAUAUCCUGGAGAACAUUUCCUAGGGGAAAGGGGGUCAAAGUGCACACACUCAUCCCCACACCAUCCUCUCCCCUGGUUCUCCAUUUGUGCUGGUGUGAGUUCGAUAGCUUCAAAACAGCAUUGGUUGGAGGAGUAAGCUCUUUCAUGGGACAUAGUAACUCGCCUCCAGGAUAUGUCUCAGCCAGCCUAUAAGAAAGGGUGGCUGGAUGGUAAGUGGUCUGACUCACCAAAGCUCACCCUGCCUUGGCAUCUGCAGCAGUAAAUAUUAUAUGGCUUGAGAAUGGUACAUUUCUGUAUAUUUUCAAUAAAUACCCAUAUUUUGAGAAUGCCUUUAAACUGGGGGCUGUAUUCAGUUCCAAUGGGAAAAUGAGAAUGACUUGAAAUGUUAUUUAUCAGUAGACCUGUAGCUAGCUGUUUGAUGCAAACUGAAUUCAUUCAUGUUUAAUAACGUUUUAAAAUCGGAUGUAUUUUAAUUCCUCUCGAUUACCCCCAAAAUGCAUUACAGUCAACCUAGGGUGAAUAAACAAGAACACAAAGGACAUCAUACAAGGAUCUGUCAAACAUUGUUUGAAAUGCUUGUGGAAAUCAAGGUAUAAAGUUCCAUUUUCCGUCAGGAUCAGUAUCCGAGCAGAUGUAAGGAGACAAUGUCCACCUUUAUUUACAGUGUCAAGGUCUCACAAAAACGCUUUGAAAGAAGCACCAUAAUGUUGCUCUGUCAUGACAAGCAGGUCAUUUACCAACUCAUUGAGGUUGUUGGACUUUACAGCCCUGUGAAGUAAGAAUGGCAUUAGCCUCGACACGUCAUAGAUACUGUAGACAUUUCCAGACAGUCAUUACCAUUAGAGGUUGUGUCGUUGGCAUUAUUAGGUAAUUUACAGUACACAUGUCACCAGCUCAAAGUCAAACUCAUAUACCGGUAUUAUGUGUUUGCCCUAGUCCAACCCUGAACCAGGCCCCUCCCCCACACAAAGUGAUGUGGGUUGGGUGAACAAUGAUGAGUGAGAAAGUUACAGAGGGUCAAAGAUAAUGCCAAGACAUCGAAUUUCCCGUUUUUGGAAAUGGUGAGCGAUUAGCAUGUCUUGGGGGUAUGAUCUUUGACCCCCUGUACCUUUCACACAUCAUUAUUCACAAUUAAUUCAGGAUUAUUGAUAAUCGUGUUAGCAUUAUCCAUAAUCAAGUGGUUAGAAACAUUCUAUUCUUAUUUACAAUAAAAAUGACACAAUACAUUAUUUACCAUUCCUUUCUAUUGGGCACAAAAUAAUCUGACACACAAUCAAAAACUGCAAAUCCAGCCAACAAGUUUGUAGAGUCACAAGCUUGAUGUGGUCAUUGUGUGCUAGGAAUAUGGGACCAAAUACUAAACUUUUGACUACUUUAUUUACAAUAAUCUUUAGAGGUGUCAAUUUUGAACCUUGCCUUUUU
Oncorhynchus tshawytscha (Chinook salmon) is the source of this 4412-nucleotide messenger RNA. It is a transcript of the gene zfyve9b, whose product is annotated as zinc finger, FYVE domain containing 9b. Gene Ontology annotation, biological process: liver development; endosomal transport. Bases 140 to 3013 code for a protein of 957 amino acids. The transcript is spliced from 16 exons. Gene Ontology annotation, cellular component: endosome; early endosome membrane. Gene Ontology annotation, molecular function: metal ion binding. The record is from RefSeq and is a predicted model, not a curated record. Lineage: Eukaryota; Metazoa; Chordata; Actinopteri; Salmoniformes; Salmonidae.